UGACACACUGAUUUUUAGAUUUUACAUGAGAUUUUUAGUCCACUGCGUUAAGGAAAAACCCACUAUGAAAUAGGUAUACAGGCGACGUAUUAUCACUCAAUUACAACAAAACUUUUUCCUAAGUUUACGAACAAUUUACGUUCAGUCAAUGCGAAAGCAAUAUGGCCGACGACGAAUUAAGAAGACUUCAAAACGAUACAGAAAUUUUAGUCAAAGAUGGCGAGACGGAAUUGGCUAUAAAUAAAUACACCAGCUUUAUUAAGAGACAUGCUGCAGGAAGCGAGUAUAAUGCAAAAACACUUGCUAUGGCAUGGAAUAACCGCGGUCAUUUACGUUAUUUAAGUGUAGAUUUUCAUGGCGCGAUUGAAGAUUACACCACAGCACUUCAACUAAACCCUCGUUUCGUCGUUUCCUACUAUAACCGUGGACAAAUUCACUACAGAAUGGGUAGAUUUGAACAAGCAAUCGAUGAUUUGGAGAGAGCUCUUCAAUUGGAUCCAACUUUUACGGAUGCCUUACUUAAUCUUAAUCAAGCCAAAAAAGAUUUACUAAUCAAAUUAAGUUACACAGAUAACUCCGAAAACUAAAUUGGUGGAUUUACUAAGGACUGACCUUAUUGUAAAUUGUCUUGUAGAAAAAAUAAUAUAAAUUCAAUAUAUGAACUUUCCAACGAGUCGUAA
Xenia sp. Carnegie-2017 is the source of this 680-nucleotide messenger RNA. RefSeq names its product tetratricopeptide repeat protein 32-like. Gene Ontology annotation, molecular function: protein binding. The record is from RefSeq and is a predicted model, not a curated record. Lineage: Eukaryota; Metazoa; Cnidaria; Anthozoa; Malacalcyonacea; Xeniidae. Bases 162 to 587 code for a protein of 141 amino acids. The transcript has a single exon.